AUGACGGGGAGAAACUUUAUUGAUGCUCCUGAUGAUGUUCAUUUCACCCCUUUGGCAUCGGAUGAACAAGAUCUAACCUUCAACCUAGGUGGCAUACGACCAGGACUCGGCGUUGGGGGUUCUUGGGUAACAGGACACGGCGUCGUCGACCGAAAGUCUCAGAAGCUCCAUCAUCGAUUACCGACAAGAGAACGGAAGAACCUAUCAUCGGUACAAGGAUGGGAACUCUAUCUAGACCUCCAACACCAUAUGUUUCUCCUGACUUUUGAUAACAAGCUGGGCCUCUCGCCUCCAAAUCUUCCCGAUUACAAGCCUUCACGGGUCCUUGACCUAGGAACGGGCACAGGACUGUGGGCAAUAGAUUUCGGUGAUGAGCAUCCUGAGGCUGAGAUCAUCGGAGUCGAUCUGUCUCCUAUCCAGCCAAGUUUCGUUCCCCCAAACGUUCAAUUUCUCGUUGACGAUAUUGACGAGGAAUGGAACUAUUCCAAGCCCUUUGAUUAUAUUCACAGUCGAAUGAUGAACUUUAGCAUUCAAAACUGGGCCGAGUAUCUGCAAAAGAUGUUCCAGAACCUUACCCCGGGUGGUUACGUUGAACUCCAAGAGAUGGAUGGUUUUUACGCGUCUGAUGACGGCACUUUGUCCGAUGACCACGCGCUGUCUAGAUGGUGCACUCUCCUAGGAGAGGCAGCAGUAAAACUGGGCCGAUCAUUCCAACCAACCGAUCAACUUGCCGCGAUCAUGAAGCAGGUUGGAUUCAACGAGGUUGUCGAAACCCGGUUCAAGUGGCCGAUAAACCGAUGGCCCAAAGAGAAGAAGUACAAAGAACUCGGGGCGUGGAACAACCAAAACGCAAGUCAGGUUCUCGAGUCUGCUACACUCGCACCCUUCACACGAGUCCUAGGAUGGUCGAGCGAGGAGGUUAAUCUUUUUCUCAUGGAUGUGAGAAAGGACCUGAAUAACCCGGACAUCCAUGCGUACUCACAGGUCCGUUCGGUUUAUGGGCGAAAGCCUCAAGUCUAA
This is a messenger RNA of Fusarium keratoplasticum, 1020 nucleotides long. RefSeq lists its product as uncharacterized. The coding region runs from base 1 to 1020 and encodes 339 amino acids. The record is from RefSeq and is a predicted model, not a curated record. Lineage: Eukaryota; Fungi; Ascomycota; Sordariomycetes; Hypocreales; Nectriaceae. The transcript has 7 exons. Gene Ontology annotation, molecular function: methyltransferase activity.